AUGGCGGCCGAAAAGAUUUCCCUCUACAACCUUGCGGAUCUCAAAAACACAUCCGACGAUGCCAUCCCCAACUACCUAAACUCGCUCAAGUUUAAGCAGACGCACACCCUCCAGGACGUGCGUCUCGCGCUCGGUUACAGCUCCUUUGCCGUCGCCGCGCUCUGCUUCCUGUGGGACUACAAGCUCGGCUGGGACACGACCAAGUACUGGACCGCGGCCGCCGUCGUCGUCUACAUGGUGCUUAGUGGUGCGCUGACGUACUGGACGACGUACAAGGAGAAGAAUGUCAUUUACGAGGGCACAGCGCCGUCCGGCGACACUAUUAUCGUCUCAACAACGACAACAAAGAAUAUUCCCAUUUACAACCUCGACAUUGUUGUGCGGCCGAAACGCGCCAGCGAAGGCAAGCCGCAGACAUACACACUCGCCAACGAGUUUGCUGGCUGGUUCGACGAGAUCGGCUACUUUGUCGCCGCGCCGUUUCAGGAGAUGCUCGCGUCCGCCGUGCCGCUCAUCGGCCGACAGGACCCCAAGCGCGUCAAAGCCUCGCAGGAGACACUCAACGCCAACCCGGAUCUCCUUGACGCCGUCCUCGCGGCGUCAGCCACGGAGGGCAAGGGCCAGGCGCGGCAGCGCAAGGCGUAG
Molecule: messenger RNA, 645 nt
Organism: Cordyceps militaris CM01
Lineage: Eukaryota; Fungi; Ascomycota; Sordariomycetes; Hypocreales; Cordycipitaceae
Product: signal peptidase complex component, putative
Exons: 3
Coding region: 1-645 (214 amino acids)
Biological process (GO): protein targeting to ER
Cellular component (GO): signal peptidase complex; membrane
Source: RefSeq, a predicted model, not a curated record